Molecule: messenger RNA, 1252 nt
Organism: Periconia digitata
Lineage: Eukaryota; Fungi; Ascomycota; Dothideomycetes; Pleosporales; Periconiaceae
Source: the annotation of a GenBank genome assembly
GACGAGCUGCGAGUUGAUUUGUUUGAUCUUCCGAGACCAACCUUGGUAUUCAUGUGAAUUACCCACGCUAUGCACGUCCUGUUUAUUGGAAAGUAGAUCAUGCCGUUGUAUCCGCGGAUCACAUCUGGAUGAAUCUGCUCUAUGUAUAAGGAUUUUUUGAUGCUUUUGAUGUGCAACACUACCAGUAUAGAGUGCGGCUAUUUUUUUUUUUGGAUGACGCACAGCAAAUCCGAAUGAUUGAUCUCACGCACAGUAGCUACAUUUCAUUGAAAAGACGCUCGCUGCCUAUUGGGUACUGGUCUUCUUUGCACGUUUUGAUAUUUCCACAGGGAUGGUCGAGUCGCUUAUGUUCAUUCCUCGUGGUCUGGUCCUGUAAUGACCCGUUAGAGACGCCUCAGUCCUGUGGUGCCCCUUGCAUAACCCUGUCCACUAACCCUUCCAACGGGUGUGUUAACCCAAAUAGGCGCAAAGAAUCUGAUAGUGACGACGAUGGCUCAACCAGGUUUGAUGGAAAUCAGCUCAUAGGGAGACAAGCAAGUAGCAGGUCUUUAGGUAUAAGAACAACCACCCCGAUAGACACUGAAUUACACCACCGCAACAUUCGCUCGAUUCUUCUCAAUACAUAGCCUCAUUCCAACCUUCUCUGAAAACCAGACCCAUCAUGCGCUUCUCAGCCUUCUCCGUUUGCGCCCUUGCCGGCCUUUCUGCUGCUGGUCCUUUGGGUGAUCUCAAUAGGCGCGCGGAUGUCGUCAGUCUUCUCACUGACCUCUACGCCAAUGUUCAAGUCUACACCGGUGCCAUCAAUGCCACCCUCGAGACUUUGUCUCCAUCAUCCUCCGUCAUCGAGAAGACGGCAGCUCUUCCCCAAGUUGGAGAAGCUUUCAACUCGAUCAAUACGGCGAUCAAGGACACCACAAGCUCUAUUAGCGAGCUCACCCCCGAAGACGCACCUGCCGAGCCUGAGAAACGCUCCGUGGGUGUAGUCGCACACCCCGUGGAGAAACGCCAGGUUGAUACGGCCACUGUGCUCCUCACUCUUAUUAUCAUUGAAGUCGUUGCCACCAUUGCCGGAGCUAUUGCGAUCUUCGGUGUUGCUGCACUGUUGAUCUACAUCAACCCAGUGACAGGAUCACUGGCUGCGUUGAUCUUGGCUGUUCAGCUCAUUCUCAACGUCGUAUUGUCUUCUGUUACUAUUCUUCUGAACACUCUUCUCGCUGGUUUGGCCCUUACUAUCGGUGGCCUGGGUGCAUAA